ACAACUAGUGACUUUCUUUAUCGUCUAUAAAGCCACACUUGUGUUGUGCAUCUAUAGUGUCAUAGUAUUUGCUCAUCUGCUCCUCUCAACUCCAAAGUUAAAGGUAGUUUAUUACAAAAAAAAACAGAACAGGGAAUGCAGAAAGAUGUGUUUCAAAGCUAGGACAUCUAUCUCCACCAAUAAUGAUUCAAAUACUAGAAAUCCUUAUAAGCCAUCAUCAUUUCUUUUAGACGAGAUUGGACACAAGCACAUCCGAUUUUUUGGUAAUAAUAUUCCGUUAAGUUUGAUAAAGUACUUUCAAGGUGGUUGAGUGAUCCCUUCAAAUCAUAGAGUAAUCACAACUUAAUUACCAAUUUGGUAAUUUACAACAGUGUUUAUAAAAUUUGGCUAAAUGGAUUUCAAUGGGGGUGUUUUGAUGCACCGAUACGAAUUAGGAAAAUUGUUGGGCCAAGGGAGUUUUGCAAAGGUGUACCAUGGUAGGAACCUUGAGACAGGGGUGAGUGUAGCUAUUAAGGUCCUAGACAAAGAAAAAAUUAUGAAAGUAGGAAUGAUGGAUCAAAUCAAAAGGGAGAUUUCAGUAAUGAAAUUAGUUAAGCACCCGAAUGUAGUAGAGCUUUAUGAAGUCAUGGCUAGCAAAACCAAGAUUUACUUCAUUUUAGAAUAUAUUAAAGGCGGUGAGCUUUUUGAUAAGGUAGCUAAAGGGAAGCUAAAAGAAGAUGUUGCAAGAAGUUAUUUCCAACAACUCAUUCUUGCAGUCAAUUUUUGUCAUAGCCGUGGCGUUUACCAUAGAGAUUUGAAACCCGAGAAUUUGUUAUUGGAUGAGGAAGGUAAUUUGAAGGUUUCGGAUUUUGGGUUAAGUGCUUUGGCUGAAACAAAGAGGCAAGAUGGUUUGCUACAUACAUCUUGUGGUACGCCUGCGUACGUUGCACCAGAAGUUAUUAGACAUAAAGGGUAUGAUGGAGCAAAAGCCGAUAUUUGGUCAUGUGGGGUUGUUCUGUUUGUGCUUUUGGCAGGUUUUCUUCCGUUUAGCGGCUCAAAUGUCAUGGAGAUGUAUAGAAAGAUCGCAAAGGGAGAGUUCAAGUAUCCAAAUUGGUUUCCUUCUGAUGCGCGAAAAUUAGUUUCAAAAAUCUUGGAUCCAAACCCGAAAACCAGGAUUUCCAUUGCAAAAAUAAUGGAAAACUCGUGGUUUAAAAAGGGUUUGGUUUCUCAGCCAUUUACAACCAAAAAAUCCGAAAAUGAAACACUAUGUUUGAAAAAAGCCGAUAACUUGAACGCAUUUGAAAUUAUUUCCUUGUCACCAGGAUUUGAUUUAUCAGGAUUGUUCGACGAAAACUAUGAAGACAAAAAAGAAGUGAGGUUCAUGUCAAAACAGGCUGUCACAUAUAUAAUUUCAAAACUGGAAGUAUUAGCAAAGAGCUUGAAUUUAAAACUAAUGAAGAACAAUGGAGGGUUGCUAAAAAUAGAAGGAUUGACAGAAGGCAAAAAUGGUGUUUUAGCCAUUGAAUUUGAAAUCUUUGAGAUUGCGGAGAAUGUGCAUCUUAUCGAGGCAAGGCAAUUGGGAGGGGAAAGAGUCGAGUUUUGGGAGAUUAUGAACGAUCAUAUAAGGCCAGCCCUUAUAGAUGUUUGAAGUCGAUAGCAUGAUGAGAUUAAUUAGCACAUAUCAAAUAUCAAAUGUAGUUUUACUUUCAAGCACUGCUAUAAAUUGACAUUUCAUUUGCCUUUUUUAA
Molecule: messenger RNA, 1727 nt
Organism: Erigeron canadensis
Lineage: Eukaryota; Viridiplantae; Streptophyta; Magnoliopsida; Asterales; Asteraceae
Product: CBL-interacting protein kinase 18-like
Exons: 2
Coding region: 392-1627 (411 amino acids)
Biological process (GO): signal transduction; protein phosphorylation
Molecular function (GO): protein kinase activity; ATP binding
Source: RefSeq, a predicted model, not a curated record